Acanthopagrus latus (yellowfin seabream) is the source of this 4588-nucleotide messenger RNA. It is a transcript of the gene skib, whose product is annotated as v-ski avian sarcoma viral oncogene homolog b. Gene Ontology annotation, biological process: negative regulation of BMP signaling pathway. The transcript is spliced from 7 exons. Gene Ontology annotation, molecular function: DNA-binding transcription factor activity, RNA polymerase II-specific; SMAD binding; RNA polymerase II cis-regulatory region sequence-specific DNA binding. The coding region runs from base 579 to 2666 and encodes 695 amino acids. The record is from RefSeq and is a predicted model, not a curated record. NCBI's taxonomy places the organism in Eukaryota, Metazoa, Chordata, Actinopteri, Spariformes, Sparidae. Gene Ontology annotation, cellular component: nucleus.
GGGAGGAACAGCUGGCUGAGGGAAGAGCCAGCCCGGGGAGUCAGUCACAUUCCUGGCUGGGAUUCAAUGACUGAACCAGACACAAACAAACAGAGAGGGCGAGAGAGAGGGAGAGAGAGAGAGAGAGAGAGAGAGAGAGAGAGAGACUCACACAUUGAGUGAGUGAGUGCGUGAGUGAGUGAGGGAGUGAGUGAGUGAGUGGAGACAGACUGAGAGUACGCCAGACCGAGCAGACGAGGCAUAUUUCGAGCGCACAUUAGGAGUGCGUAAAACCGCAGGAGCGCAAAGCAACGCGGCUCUACCCGGUGAUUUUUUUUUUUUUUUUUUUUUACGUCGGAUGAUCCGAGUUUCGAGUCGAGGAGUUGUCGACUUUAAUUGCGUCUGCUCACAGGAAAAGAAGAAAAAAAAAAUUCAGCUGCCCUCAGUUUUCUGAAUGGACGCGCUGGGAAAGCUUCUCCGGUGACAUGGAAAUGCGCGUUAUUGAGCGUGUGGCCGGAUGCUGAGGACGCCCGAUCCGAUAAAGUCAAUCCCAGCUUUCAUUUUGAGUUUUGAAAUCUCUUUUCCUCGUCGGCAACAACAUGGAGGGCACCAGCUUCCAGCCCCAUCCCGGACUUCAGCAAACUCUGAAGCAGUUUCAUCUGAGUUCAAUGCGCUCUCUCGGCGGACCGGCGGCGUUCUCCGCUCGGUGGCACCAGGACUCCCUCUUCGCCAAAGAUGGGAAAUCGGCCGAGAUGAUGCUCACUCUGCCGGCUCAGACCCCUCCGGUGAUGUCCGGGCCACUUUUCAUCCCGUCCGACCGCUCCACGGAGAGGUGCGAGACGGUCCUGGAGCGGGAGCCGAUCUCCUGCUUCGUGGUCGGCGGCGAGAAGCGCCUGUGCCUGCCGCAGAUCCUCAACAGCGUCCUGAGAGACUUCUCCCUGCAGCAGAUCAACUCCGUGUGCGACGACCUGCACAUCUACUGCUCCAGGUGCACGGCGGACCAGCUGGAGAUCCUCAAGGUGGUGGGCAUCCUGCCCUUCUCGGCGCCGUCCUGCGGGCUCAUCACCCAGACGGAUGCUGAGCGCCUCUGCAACGCUCUCAUCUACGGCGGCACCUACCCUCCCCACUGCAACAAGGAGUUGGGCUCUCUGGAGUUGGAGCGAACCGAGAAGAGCUUCAAAGUGUACCACGAAUGUUUCGGUCGGUGUAAAGGCUUGUUUGUCCCGGAACUGUACGCCGGCCCGAGCGCCGCCUGCAUCCAGUGCAUGGACUGCAGACUCAUGUUCCCACCUCACAAGUUUGUGGUCCACAGUCACAAGAAACUGGAGAACCGGACAGUCCACUGGGGCUUCGACUCGGCCAACUGGCGGGCUUAUGUGCUCUUGGACCCGGACUACACCGGCAAGGAGGAGAAGAGUCACCUGGAGCAGCUGCUGAGAGAGUUGAAAGGAAAAUACGACCUGACUGGCAAGAGGUCCAGUAUACCCUGCAGAUCUCCCAGCCCAGUCCCGGCCAAGAGGUCCAAAUUCGACAUAUUACAAUCUCCACCACCAGCUGACAAAGACAGGAAGCCCGACUGGUUACAAUCGCUGUCAAAGUCUGCAAACAAGGAUCUGAAACAGGCCCAACUUAAACAGAGACCCUCGGCUUUCCGCCCCUGGUCUCCCAAAGCAGCAGAGAAAGAGAAACCAGCUACUCAGAAUGAGGCGGAGAGGUCCUUUUCAAAGACUCAAAAGACUCUGGCAGCUCCCAAUCUGACACUAACUCCCCCAGCCCAACCCGUCCAUCCCAGGGACAGCCACGCUCCUAGCAGGGGACCGGCAGCCAUUUCCAGGCCGCUGCAGGAACUGCAGAAUGGAGACACACAACCUACAGCAAAACCGGCCCCCUCCAGCACCGCCAACCACCCCGAUGAUAUGGACACAGAUGGAGAGAUUGACGUCGAUGACUGUGAUGAUUAUCCAGUGCCACCUUCCUCCCUGGCUUCUCCUCCGUCAGCCUGCACCAGCGUGUCUCAGACUCUGACCCCUCAGAGCUCUGCCCGGCCACAGGAGGGACCCGCCUGGCUGUCAGGGACCGUCUACCCAGAGAUGGACUCCCUGAGACAGUUGCUGUACGGGGGCAUGGACACCAAAGAGGCCCGGGAAAAAGUCCUGCAGGAGAUUGUCAGGAUGAGAGUGAAGCAGGAGGAGAAGCUGGCAGCUGCCGUGCAAGCUAAACGCAGCCUUCAGCAGGAGCUGGAGUUUGUGAGGGUGGCUAAGAAAGGCCGUCUUCGUGAGGCCAUCGAAGCCAAGCGCAACCUGCGAAAGGAGAUUGAACGCCUUCGCGUGGAUUGGGAGAGGAAGAUGAGGGAUGCAGAGGAGUCAUGUGGGCGGCUGAAGAGAGAAUUGGAGAGGGAGAGACAGCUGCGAGUUUGUGACAAAGGCUGUGAGGCUGAACGUCUGCGGGUCAAGUACUCGGCUCAGAUUGAGGAGCUGCAUGUGCAGCUGCAGCAGGCGGAAGCUGAUCGUGAGCAGCUGAGACAGGAGCUUCAGCAGGAGAGGGAAGCUCGGCAGUGCCUGGAGAGUGUUGUUAAAGACCUGCAAACUCAGCUGGCCAUGCAGGCCGACAGCAGCCACCCCGGAGACCCCAUGGACGCAAACACAGACGUACACAGACAGACGGCACAGCACACCAGUGGAUCCUAAAGUUGCACAUUCGAAACUGGAGAAAAAGGACUCAGUGGGAAAAGGAGCAUGGUUAAGGACUUUGUUGCACCUCCUGUAAGCGAAACAGAAACUCAGCAAAAUGCAAAAGUCAGUUUUUUUUGUAGAGGAAAAAAAAUAAUCUGUCAUAUAUAAUAUGAUACGAUAUAAAUCCAUAUUAUUAUGACAAUAUAUGAAUUUUAUGAAAUGAACUGGAAAGUAGCAUGAUGUCUGAGCAUGUUGUCGAGUGUGAAAUUUAAAGAAAGACUUCUUCAGUGAUGAAACACAUCUCUCCAGUGACGUCAGAGCCCGCGGUUAGACACCUGAUGCUGUCCAAGGAUUUUAUUUUGGUAUAAGCUAUUCUAAGAUGUGCAAAUAUAGCCACAUAACACUACUUGAAUAUGAAGGGAAGAAACAUGUUGCGCCUGGUGAAACAUGAGCAGAUGAUGAAACUCUUGGUGCCACAAAAUAUUGGUACACACAAUGGUGUCGUUGCAGACCACUGGAAACAAGAGACACCAGUUUACCACUAUUUACUUUUAAUAUCAGCUUGCUUUUUAUAACUGUGUAGAGGAUGUACUUUUUAAGAAAUAUUGCUUGCGCGGCACAGUUAUUCCACAGGCAAGAAAAAAAAACAAAACAUCCAUAUUACAAACAUGUACGCAUGUAUACCAGCUUGUCUACCUUUUGUAUUUUAUAAACCUGAAGUAUUGGAGGUUACAGGUGGGCUGCCUUCAGGUCCGCCACUGUUUUAUGCUUAGAUAUUUUAUGGAAGUGUUACUUUUUAAUAUUAUCAUGCAACUUUAUUUGUUGUUUGAACGUUGUUUUCCAGUAAUGUUUUUGCAACCAAACCAUGUGAUAAGAUAAAAUAAAUAAGAUAGCAAAUAAUCCUUCCCAGGUUAGUGCAGACGAGUCCACGAAAAGCCCUCCUAAAAGAAAAGAAAAAAACUUCGAUAGCUGUCUGUUUUUGUUGAAAAUGCGGUACUUCUGAUUUUCUAUUGAGUAUUGUAAAAUAAUUUAUAUUCUAUGAUAAUUUGCUGCCUCUCAAAACAAAGCAUUCAUUUUUAGUCACUGGUGUUUGGGCUCUUAAAUCAACAAAUGCUGUUUAUAUGAACAACAUUUCUACAUAUAUACAAAAUAUGGAUAUAUAUUUUUUUACUUUAAGAAAAAGGAAUUGCACUUUUUAAAGAAAAGAACCUUGCAUUGUGCAUUGUACUCCCUGUUACAUUUUUCAAAACACAAGUUGACAUGAACUUUGAAUUUAAACACACUUUCCCUCAACACCCUCUGAUGUAAAUACAGUGAUAUUGUAUAUAAGAUAUUUGUUGGUAUGUUUGCUUGCUCCAGACUUAAAUCGAUUAUGAAUUAUUGUUUUGUUUUUGUUUUUUGCUCUUACUUGAAACCAAAAAGAGACUAUAUUUGGAUUUCCCUGAGUAUCAUUGCAAUCACAGGGCAUUUAGCAGAAUGGAUGGAUGUUGGUCUAAACAAGGAGAGUGAAACCAUCAAGUUUGGCACGCCAACAGAAAUAUUAUGAUUCAUCCCUUGAUUUUUGUUUAUUUGAGAAGAUCUUUAUUAUUUGAUGAAUUAUAGAGUAUAUAUUACACCACAGACCAAAAACUGAAACAUGGAUUUGAAAAUCUCUGCACCUACAGCUCCCGUCGUCACAUAGAGUAGAAGCAAAACCUUCUCGUGGUUUCAACCUUAGGUGCUCUCGUAUAUUUUAGACAAGAAACACUUUUAUGUCUUAUUGUUAUGAUACCCUCGCUCAGUAUUUGUUGGGUACAGUGUAAUAGCAAUAUCCAUUUUGUUAGCUGAUGCUGUUGUAGUUUUGGUUUGGAAGUGGGGGUUCACUUGCCUCUUGUUUCAAUGUUUUCUUUUCCUUCGGAAAACUUGUAUAAUACCCAUUAAAAUCUAAAUCAAUCCUA